Messenger RNA from Dicentrarchus labrax (European seabass), 4965 nucleotides. It is a transcript of the gene alg13, whose product is annotated as ALG13 UDP-N-acetylglucosaminyltransferase subunit. The record is from RefSeq and is a predicted model, not a curated record. Gene Ontology annotation, molecular function: cysteine-type deubiquitinase activity. The transcript is spliced from 26 exons. Bases 1653 to 4454 code for a protein of 933 amino acids. Gene Ontology annotation, biological process: protein deubiquitination. NCBI's taxonomy places the organism in Eukaryota, Metazoa, Chordata, Actinopteri, Moronidae.
AAGUGCACUUGAACGGCAACUGUUUAGGAAGUAAGUAAAAGAAGUUCAGUGAUUUACAGAGUUUCCUGUUGGAAAUAUAGCCAUAGCUUCUUGUUGUUAGCUACUUUAGCCACUAUCUAGCGGCUGCUGUUAGCUGGUUAGCAGUGCAGCUAACUCAGCCUUCCUGUCAGGUGACUCUGGUGGGCACUCAGAGCAGCGGGGCAGUAUCAGUCUUUAUUCAGGAAGUUUGAACCACCGUAAGCGGUGCUGCCUUUAGCUCCCAGUUCAUUAGCAGCAGUUAGCGGUUAGCUGAUAGACAUCAGAGGAGAAAACAAAGUGUGGAACUUCCAGCAGAAACUUUGUGCAGAUGCAUAGCCCCGAUCAACCAAACUCCAUUCAGAAAACAAACAUUUUAAUUCAAUUCAAUUUUUUUCUUUUAUUUGUAUAGCGCCAAUUCAUAACAGAAGUUAUCUCAGGACACUUUUCAAAUAGAGCAGGUCUAGACCGAACUCCUUCUAACAUUAGAACAGUUGGGGUGAGAGAGAGAGAGAGAGAGAGAGACAGAGAAAGAGAGAGCGAGAGACAGACAGACAGACAGACAGACAGGUGCACAGCAACAACAGUAGCAACAACUACACUAAUAGUAGUAGAAUUAGUUUUUCUGCAUCUGUCUGUGAUAGGAUGUGUCUAAUUUUUCUAAUAUUACGUAAAUGAAAGAAGGCAGUCCUAGAGGUCUGCUUUAUGUGGGAGUUAAAUGACAAAUCCUGAUCAAAGAUAACUCCAAGAUUCCUGACAGUGGUGCUAGAGGCCAAGUUAAUGCCAUCUAGAGUAACUAUAUCUUUAGACAAUGAGUCUCUAAGGUUUUUGGGGCCAAGAAGAAGAAUUUUGUUUUUUUCUGAGUUUAACAUCAGAAAAUUGCAGCUCAUCCAGGAUUUUAUGUCCUUAAGACAUGUUUGUAAUUUAGAUAAUUGAUUAAUUUCAUUGGGUUUGAUUGAUAGAUAUAACUGCGUAUCAUCUGCAUAACAGUGAAAGUUAAUGGAGUGAUUCCUAAUAAUGUUGCCUAAAGGGAGCAUAUAUAAGGUAAAUAGUAUUGGUCCAAGUACAGAACCUUGUGGAACUCCAUGACUAACUGUAAUGGAUUACAGUUACAUUACUCUCCUUUAUAUUCAGUGGUUAUUUUACUGUAUUGAUGUAUUUUACAGUAACUAAUUACUUUUGUCUGACUGCUGCAGUUACUAAACUAUUAUCUGACAUUAAUAAAUCUCAACUGUCUGAUUACACCUGAAUGCAUCAGUAUUAAUAAUGCAGUGAUAAUAAUAAUAAUAAUAACAAUAAUAAUGGAAUUAUACUACUCAGAUUAAUGUUUUCUUCCUGAUUGAAUUCUUUCAGAAACACAUUAUUGAUCCUGGAGGGAACCGGAUGCGUUAAUCAAACACAUAAUCAGGACAUUAUAAUAAUAAUUAAAUAUAUAUAAAAUAAAAGAAGUUUUUCUGAAUCUCUCUGACCUCCGGUGGGUCCGUGAACGCCUCAGCAGCGGUCAGCGGGGUCGCGCGCUCAUCAGCCCUCAUUAGACUCACCUGUGGCUGUGACGGCAGCGGCUCGUGCGGUCGCGUCGAACCGGAGCGUUUACCGAGUUUACCGACAAGAGUUUACCGUUAGUUACCGGCGGCGGGAUGCAGAAAGGCCUGAAGAAGUACUUUGUCAACAUGGACGAGUAUCUGUGCAGCCUCGGCCUGUACCGGAAGAUGGUGGCCCGGGACGCGUCCAGUCUGUUCCGAGCCGUGUCAGAACAGCUGUAUUACUCUCAGAACUACCACCAGAGGAUCCGUCAGGACUGCGCUGACUUCAUGAGAGCCAACAGGUGCAACUUUGAACCGUUUGUUGAAGGUUCGUUUGAGAAAUAUUUGGAGCGUCUGGAGGACCCGAAGGAGACGGUGGGUCACGUGGAGAUCAAGGCUCUGUCUCAGCUCUACAGGCGUUGUUUCCUGAUCUAUCGUUACCCGGGAAAACCAGCCACCGUGAUCUCAGAGGACGACUUUGUUGACAAGGUGACGCUGUGUUGCUCCAUCAACGGCCACUACGACAUUGUUUACCCGAGGAGUUACCCCGCCUCCGCCGCCCUGUGUCAGUCUCUCCUGUACGAGCUGAUCUACACUCAGGUGUUCGGGGUGGAAGAGGCGGAGCUCUCUCAGGCCAUGGAAGCCUUCAGGGUUGGAGGUCGUCGCUAUAGAAACAGCCCGUCAGUGUGCAGUGACAUCGACAUCGGCUACGACACACCUGAGGACCGAGGUCACAGGGAGGAGCUGGAGGCGGGUGGAGCUGCUGAGGAGAAACUUCGAGCUGUGACUGAUGAAUCAAAGCCUCCAGCUGAAGCCCCGCCCCCUUCCAGACUGUCUCUUCCUUAUAAGGUAAUGAAGUCUCUGGACUGGGAAGUCUACAGAAACCUGGAGUUUGAUGUCUGGCAGGACACCUGCAAAGAGAUGCAGAAGACAGACUACAUGGUGUUUGCAGGGAGGCAGUACUUCCUGGGCGACAAGUGUCAGGUGCGUCUGGAGCCGAAGGGGAAGUACUACAACGCCUUCAUCCAGGAAGUAGGAACGCACUCGUCAGCCGUCACCGUGUUCAUCGAGGAGCUGGGAGAGAAACACCUGGUUCCUCUGACCGACCUGAAACCAGUGAAUCCGGUUCCCGCCUGGAAUGUCGCUGCUCCGACCAGAAAAGGAGACCUGGACUUGGACUCUCGUGGUCAACGACAUCACCGCCACCGGUACUUCAGGAAGUCUCGUGGCAGCAGUGGCGUGAAGGGGGCGGAGCUGCUGAUGCCGCCGCCAUCCUCCUAUGGAGGCCCCGCCCCCUCUGGCCUGCCCCCUCGCUUCCAGCCAGCAGGUCACCCCCGCCCGCCCCCUCCCCCGUCACCGGGAGCCAUGACCUACGACCCCUAUGCACCCCAACACCACCACCACCACCACCACCACCCCACAGCCAGACCUCCUCGCUACGGAGCCUCCAGAAGCUCAACCCGUUUCCUGAACCGGCACCUGAUUGGUCCACAGUUGACCUAUUACCACCCUGGCAGACGUUAUUAUCACGACUACGAGAACUACGCCUUCAGGUCACGUCGCAGUCGCCGUCAGCUGAAUAAAGAGUGUCAGUUCGGGUUCUCAGCGGAGGCGGUGGAGGAGCCGACUGAUCUGGAUCCAACGAUGGCGUACUACCAGCUGGACGACGCGGGGGACGCCGUCUUCCCUCCGCUGCCGGGUCAGGCAGUGGCCCCGCCCCCUACAAUGGGAGCCCCGCCCCCUCAGUCUAGCUCCUCCUACCGGGUUCAGAGAGGCUCGGGGCCCCUCCCUCCCACACCUCCACCUGGGAACACGCCGGUCUGUUCCUCCGAGGAGGACCAGGAGGACAGGAGCACCGUGGAGGACCAGGCGGAGUACACAGAGGAGUACAUCUACAUCACUCAGGAUCAGAGCUACCAGACCUCAGGUGUUUACACUGCAGCGGAGCCCUCCACCAACCAGGACGAGCAGGAAGGAGGUACUGCUGACUCUCCUCCGAGACCAGAGAUGAACUACAGCUACACCCAGCAGGUAGUGAAGCCAUUAGCAGUUGUCUGCUCUUCACCUUCCUCCUCCUCCUCCUCACCCUCUUCUCCAUCAUCACGUGUACCUGCAGCUGCUCACCUGCCGCCAGCCACACAGACACGCUCAGUUGCCAUGGCGAUCCCAGCUGCCUCUCCCUGGUUGGUUAAUGAGUUGGGUGAGGCUCUGUGCACCGUGGUAGCUCCGCCCCCUUACUCCUAUGAUCCAAACGGCAGUGACUUACCCAGAGACUGCAGGGUCCUCCAGUAUUACUUCAACUUGGGCGUCCAGUGGUACCAUCAGAGCUGUUGGCAGCAGCAGCAGGUGUACCCCGCCACCUCACCGGAGGCCCCCUACCCCUACCAGCACUACACCCCCUACCUGAGCCAGGAGCCCCCCAUGCACGCUGGUCCUCCUUUGUACCCUGAGACAGCUCGAGGCCCCCAUCAGCCCCCCUCCUCCUACCCAGAAUCCUCCAGGGCAGGAGACGGACAGACAGACGGACACAGCAACAGCCCCGCCCCCUCAAUGGACAGCUCCUCCUUCAACUCUGCCCCCCCAGGCUCCGCCCCCUCCUCAGCUCUCCUGUACCAGGAUCAAACGGCCCCUCCCCCUCUGCUACACCUGCCAUACGAAGCUCCGCCCCCGGCUGCCUACCUGCCCUCUGCCCCUCCCCCUCUUCCUCUUCCUGCUCAUCCACACCCCGCCCACCUCCCCCAUCACUCCUCCUACCACCCCUGCCUCCCCCCCUCCACCCACUGGGGGGCUCUGCAGACAGGAGGCCACGCCCAACGAGUCUACUGCCCCGCCCCCAGCACCACCCAUGUGGUCGGUUACAUUACAGCCCCACCCCCCCACCACACAGCCGCACAUUACAUCCCCCCCACCAUCUGACCCUUCACUAAUUAGCUUGUGGCUAACAAAAGUGUUUGUUUUCAGUGAGCAGUGCUAGCAGCGCUAACAGGAAACCUUGUAUUUCCUGUUAACAUUUCAAAAUAAAAUUUAAAAAAUCAAGAAAAGAUUUAAAUUAAUGUUAAUGUGUAAAAAUUAAAAACAAGGUUUUCCUGUGUUAGCACAUGCUAGCUGUUAGCUGUGUAAUACUUCAUACUUGACUCGGUCACUUCCUGUUUAAUUGUUUACCUCGUUAGCGAAAGGCUCGCUAAAGCAGCAUGAACAGCCCCCCUGUUGUUGCCGAGGCAACACAGGUGACGGCGUCCUCGGUCGCCGCAGUUCAGUUCAUUGUUCAAACGUCCACCAGCCAGUCAGAGAGAGGGGGCGGGGCUGGGGGCGUGGUCAGUCCCUGUUUAUUGAUGAAGGGAUAUAUUUGUGUUUGUUCUUACUGGUGGUUUGUUUAUUGUUUGUUUGUUUGUGUCACUGGGUGAAUAAAGUUUGUUUCAGCAGCAGA